AUGCUUUAUCCGGGUCUUCGCUCCUCAUACGAACCUUACGGAAGCAAGAACUUUGUUACAGCAGGUCCAGACCCGAUGCCUGAUGCUGGUGCUUAUGGCGGAACAUGGAGCGCGCUCGAGAUCUCCGGUGAUGGCAGCGGCGGUUGCCCCGUGGGUUUGGCUUAUGGAAGCAAGGUAACGGGUCUGAAGGUCAUCUCAACCAAAAUGCAUGGGAAGUCCCAUACGCACAUCGCUCCCGACCUUGAGCUUGCUCAAGCCUUGAAUCAUGAGAUGGACCUGAAUCAUAUCUACGCUUGUUCUUGGAUUCUGCCUGAUCCGGAAUAUCAACCCGAGACUGGUCUCGGAGUAUAUGUCCGUCGUGCCCUUGCGAACGGUGCCCAAAGAGGCAGAUCCGGACUUGGAAGCAUAUACGUAUUCAACGCUGACAACAAUGCCCACGGCGGCUUUCACGACAGCAUACAUGCUGUCAGCGUGGGCGGUAUCAACCAGCAU
Messenger RNA from Dissoconium aciculare CBS 342.82, 492 nucleotides. RefSeq lists its product as uncharacterized. Gene Ontology annotation, molecular function: serine-type endopeptidase activity. Gene Ontology annotation, cellular component: Golgi membrane; trans-Golgi network. The annotation marks the transcript as partial. NCBI's taxonomy places the organism in Eukaryota, Fungi, Ascomycota, Dothideomycetes, Mycosphaerellales, Dissoconiaceae. The record is from RefSeq and is a predicted model, not a curated record. The transcript has a single exon. Gene Ontology annotation, biological process: protein processing.